UUGCGGACCGCGGCAGCGAGCGGACGUGUUGGUGUUGCUGUCGACCAUCGGCGUACGUCGUCCUGUGGAUACAAGUCUGGGAAGCGAGGCGGCCGCGAGUGCUGUGAGUGUGAGUGGAGAGUGCCCUUUCGGGAUUACGGUGCCCAAUGGUAGUGUACCAUGUGUUGCUGACGUAAGAUGUACCCAAGUACAGGAAUGAACGCGGCGGCAGCAGCAGCGGUUGCAGCCGCGCGCCAUCCGGGGCCCCCGCAGCCCGGCCAGCCGUUCAAAUUCACAGUGGGAGAAUCCUGCGACAGGAUCAAAGAAGAGUUUAACUUUCUACAAGCUCAGUAUCACAAUUUGAAAUUGGAGUGCGAGAAACUGGCGAGCGAGAAAAUCGAAAUCCAGCGACAUUACGUGAUGUACUACGAAAUGUCGUACGGCCUGAACGUCGAAAUGCAUAAACAGACUGAAAUCGCCAAGAGACUGAACGCCAUCAUCGCGCAAAUACUCCCUUUCUUGUCACAAGAACAUCAACAGCAAGUCGCGACCGCUGUUGAGAGAGCAAAACAAGUUACCAUGACAGAACUCAAUGCCAUAAUAGGACAACAGAGGCCGGACCUGCCCCGACUGCUCCAGCAGAUGCACGCCCAGCAGUUGCCGGCUCACGCGGCGCCCCCCAUCCCCAUGAUGCCGCACCCCGGCCUCGCCGGGGCCCCCCCGAGCACGGCCGCCAGCCUUCUGGGGCUGUCGGGGGCCUUGGGGGCCCCCGGCCAGCACCCCCUGUCGAUGCUGGCCUCCAAGCCCGACCUGCAUCGCCCCGACGACGUGAAAUCGAACAGCGGUAUCAACUCCGCCGAAGAGCGUCACCGGAACUCGAUAUCUCCUGCUGAGCGAGAGAAGUACCGCCCCCGAACACCACAAGAAUCCGAACACAAGAAGCCCAAGAAAGAGGAGAAAGACAUGGGACACGUAAGUAUCAAACACAGCGACGGUGAGAAGAGCGACCAGGACCUGGUGGUGGACGACGCCUCCGAGGACCCCGUGUCGCCCCCCAACGGCACCACGUCCCCCCGCGAGAACGGCAUCGAUAAGCUCGUCCCCAAGAAGGAGCACCCGGGGCCGCACAGCCCCCGCUCCGGCACCUCCAGCAACGCCUCGACGCCGUCGACGAAGAAGCUCGACGGGGAUAAACCGUCGACCCCCAUCUCGAAAAGCGUCACUCCCACGUCGGCGGCGGGGUCGUCGUCGGCCGCCAGCGGCCUCAAACCGGUGGUCAAACCGCCGGCGUUGGGACAAUACCCGCCCUACCUCGCCGGCAUGUCCAAUGGAGCGCCACAUGAUCUACAAGCAGCUGCAGCGGCGGGGGCUUACAGCGGACUCCAUAACAAUCUUCCACCUGCUUUGAAUAAUUAUCCGCGACCGCCGCUGCAAGUCGGCUACGAUCCGCACUCGCAGAUGAGGGCGCCCGUCGUGCCAGGACUCGGGGGCAUCCCCGGGGGGAAGCCAGCUUACUCGUUCCACGUUAGUGCCGACGGCCAGAUGCAGCCCGUUCCGUUCCCUCCGGACGCGUUAAUAGGUCCCGGAAUUCCCCGUCACGCCCGCCAAAUAAACACUUUGAGUCAUGGCGAAGUGGUUUGUGCAGUGACAAUAUCCAACCCAACAAAAUACGUUUAUACCGGCGGCAAAGGCUGUGUCAAAGUCUGGGAUAUAAGUCAGCCCGGAUCCAAGAGUCCGGUAUCGCAAUUAGACUGUUUGCAACGUGAUAACUACAUCCGAUCUGUGAAACUCCUCCCCGACGGGCGCACCCUCAUCGUCGGGGGCGAAGCCAGCAACCUGUCCAUCUGGGACCUGGCGAGCCCCACGCCCCGGAUAAAGGCCGAGCUGACGUCCAGCGCCCCGGCCUGUUACGCGCUGGCCAUCAGCCCCGACUCCAAAGUCUGCUUCAGCUGCUGUUCCGACGGCCACAUCGCCGUGUGGGACUUGCACAACCAGACGCUGGUUCGCCAGUUCCAGGGACACACCGACGGGGCCUCCUGUAUCGACAUUUCCGCCGAUGGCACUAAGCUGUGGACGGGAGGGCUGGAUAAUACCGUGCGGAGCUGGGAUUUGCGGGAAGGAAGGCAGUUGCAACAGCACGACUUCAGCUCGCAGAUCUUCUCGCUGGGGUAUUGCCCCACGGGCGAGUGGCUGGCGGUCGGGAUGGAAAAUUCGAACGUUGAAGUGCUACAUGCCACCAAACCGGACAAAUACCAGUUACAUUUGCACGAGAGUUGUGUGUUGAGUUUGAGAUUUGCAGCUUGCGGGAAGUGGUUUGUCUCCACGGGGAAGGAUAAUCUGCUGAACGCGUGGAGGACGCCCUAUGGGGCCAGCAUAUUCCAGUCGAAGGAGUCGUCGAGUGUGUUGAGUUGUGACAUUUCUGCGGAUGAUAAGUACAUUGUGACCGGCUCUGGGGACAAGAAGGCGACGGUGUACGAAGUCAUCUACUAGGAACAAACGAGUGGUUUUGCACCAACUUCAGUGCCGAACGCUGAGUCCGUGUAGUUUAAAUUGAAGAAAAAAAUGUGAUAAUUAUGUGUAAUAAACAUAUGAAGACAGUCACAGCAAGAUUAGUGAUCUGAUGUGAAAAUACUAGAUUUUAUUCUUAGAUUCAGUGAUCUCCAUGACAAUUUGAAUGAACCAAGAUGCUUCAUUGUAAAUAACGAUUCUUUGAGAUGAUUUACAGCCACCUUGUUGAAUGAGCGUGUUGUUAAAUCGACAUGAAUACUUAAUUUUUAUGAUUUUGAGUUUUCCGUCGGGGAUUGUAAAUAGCACCGAUAAGAGCAUUGUGCACUUGUUUUUAUUUGUUAUUUAAUAUGUAGCAGGAGCAUGACUUGAAGAAUAAAACGAACGUGAACACAAAUGUAUAUUAUCUAUAUAUUUGUAAUUAAUCCUAGUGUCGAUAAUAAAAUUUAAAAAGUAUCUCAGUGUUGCCUACACAAAUUUGCUCCAAUUUUGCAUGUGCAAAAGUUAGUACCUUUGUGUAAAUUAAUGUGUUUCGGUUCGUUUAGAUAGCAUUUAAUACGUCUAAAAUUUAUGUUAGAGAUUUGUAGAUAAUUGGAAAAAUAUAUUAUUGUUUUUUAUUUUUUAAUAUUUAACAUGCAAUUGUUUUAAUACAGAUCUUAAUUUUAAUAUCUAGAUAUGAGACGAAUAGGUAAUGCUUUACCUUUCUAAACAAAUACGUUGUUCAGUGGCGUGUACAAGAUAACAUCGCGCAGAUUAACGUGUCGUGUUAUUAUGUACACGUCAAUUCAUGGUGUGUUCAUUCACGAUACAAACUUACAAUAGACCAACUACAUGAACUUUUCAUACCUCAACACAAGCAAACAAUAGCCCAAACAAAUGUAUUUUUAUCAUACAAUUGAAAAUAAAACUUAUGUUACUUGCAUUUUAA
Molecule: messenger RNA, 3412 nt
Organism: Tribolium castaneum (red flour beetle)
Lineage: Eukaryota; Metazoa; Arthropoda; Insecta; Coleoptera; Tenebrionidae
Product: transducin-like enhancer protein 4
Exons: 13
Coding region: 178-2469 (763 amino acids)
Biological process (GO): regulation of DNA-templated transcription; negative regulation of canonical Wnt signaling pathway
Cellular component (GO): nucleus; transcription regulator complex
Molecular function (GO): transcription corepressor activity; protein binding
Source: RefSeq, a predicted model, not a curated record